CACAUUCCAUUUCCAUCCAGAAGCACACACAACCAUGACCGCCGCCGCCGUGUCGCCCGUGCUGGCCUUCGCCGUGCUCUUCCUCUGCUCCGCCGCGCAGCUCAUCUCCGGCUGCCCGGUGCCGCUGCCGCACCAGACGGCCGACAACAACCCGCGUCUCCAGCGCGCCUACUCCGCUCUCCAAGCCCUGAAGCACGCCAUCACCGACGACCCCAGGAACCUGACCUCCAACUGGUGCGGCCCGGACGUGUGCGCCUACUACGGCGUCUUCUGCGCCGCGGCCCUCGACGACCCUUGCUCGCGCGCCGUGGCCGGCCUCGACCUCAACCACGGCGACAUCGCCGGCACCUUCCCCGACGAGCUCGGCCUGCUCACCGACAUCGCCGUGCUCCACCUCAACUCCAACCGCUUCGCCGGCACGCUCCCGGAGACGCUCCCCAAGCUGUCCCUCCUCCACGAGCUCGACGUCAGCAACAACCGCCUUUCGGGCGGCUUCCCGCAGCACAUCCUCUGCCUCCCCAACGUCAAGUACGUCGACAUCCGGUUCAACAACCUCUGCGGCCCCGUCCCGCCCGCCAUCUUCGACAAGAACAUCGACGCGCUCUUCAUCAACAACAACCACUUCGAGUUCGAGCUACCGGAGAAUCUCGGCAACUCGCCGGCUUCUGUCAUCGUGCUCGCAAACCUUGGGAAGCUCAGCGGUUGCAUCCCUCCAAGCAUCGGCAAGAUGGCCGGGACGCUGAACGAGCUCGUGAUCCUCAACAGUGGCGUGAAGUCCUGCAUCCCGCAGGAGAUCGGGCAGCUCAGGGAGCUCACUGUCUUGGACUUGAGCUUCAACGAGCUGCAGGGGACGCUCCCGGAAUCCAUGGCCGGGUUGCGGUCGCUGGAGCAGCUCGACGUGGCGCACAACGAGCUCUCCGGACACAUCCCGGAGGCCAUCUGCGCGCUGCCCAGGCUGGCCAAUUUCACAUACUCGUUCAACUACUUCUGCGGCGAGCCGGAGCGGUGCGCCGCGCUAAGGCGGAACGACGACCGGCAGAACUGCAUCGCCGGAAGGCCCGACCAGCGGCCGGCCGACCAGUGCCUCGCCUUCCUCCACCGCCCGCCCGUGCACUGCGACCCGCACGGCUGCUUCGCGCACUACUGAUCAUGCCGAUGAGUUUGCUUCCAUCGGUGGAAUGGAAGAAAGAGGCUCUGCCAUUCUGGUGUGUGAAUUGGAAGGGUAAAUUCGUACACAGAGAGUAGUAUCAAUCAAUCAUCGUAUAUAUAUACACUGUAAUUUUUUUAUUUUUGGUUUUGUUGACAGACCGACAGAGAGGGUAUUGGUAAUAAUGGAAUUGUAGACAUACUCCUACAUUACACUAUUCUUAUUUAUUCUUUUAGCAACCCACUGAUCAGUGCUUCUUCUAUGCUAUGUACUCAUAUGGAGUAGAAUUCAGUUUAAUGGUUGUUACAUUGAUGAAAA
This is a messenger RNA of Brachypodium distachyon (stiff brome), 1465 nucleotides long. RefSeq names its product leucine-rich repeat extensin-like protein 6. Bases 35 to 1147 code for a protein of 370 amino acids. The transcript has a single exon. Gene Ontology annotation, molecular function: protein binding. The record is from RefSeq and is a predicted model, not a curated record. NCBI's taxonomy places the organism in Eukaryota, Viridiplantae, Streptophyta, Magnoliopsida, Poales, Poaceae.